Oreochromis niloticus (Nile tilapia) is the source of this 2110-nucleotide messenger RNA. RefSeq names its product WASH complex subunit 3 (gene washc3). The transcript has 7 exons. Gene Ontology annotation, cellular component: WASH complex. The record is from RefSeq and is a predicted model, not a curated record. Lineage: Eukaryota; Metazoa; Chordata; Actinopteri; Cichliformes; Cichlidae. Bases 160 to 789 code for a protein of 209 amino acids. Gene Ontology annotation, biological process: exocytosis; actin filament polymerization.
GCUACGCAGUUGAUGACGUCAGGACGUGAUCACGCAGCCCAGAGUCACGUGAACCGUUUCACAUAUGCAAAUGUUUUAAUAACCCGUUUUCGGUCGUUUUUGCGGUGAAAUUUCUUGCUGCUGAAUUUGAAAGUGCACUUUAAUCUUCAGCGAUCCAACAUGGACGAGGACGGGCUGCCCAUCGUGGGCUCUGGAGUCGACCUUACCAAGGUUCCUGCGAUCCAACAGAGAAAAAUUGUUGCCUAUCUCAAUCAGUUUGUUGCACACACAGUCCGCUUCCUUAACCGCUUUUCCACAGUGUGUGAAGAGAAACUUGCAAACAUAUCUCUUCGCAUACAGCAGAUAGAAACCAGCCUGUGCAUUUUGGAGGCCAAGUUGUCUUCCAUUCCUGGACUGGAGGACGUCACAAUCGAAGGACUCGGUCAGCAGCAGACUGCACAGGCCAAUGGACCCAUCAUCCCCAAUCAGAGCCAAAUCGAUGGUCCAGUAGCAGCGCCUCAAGGAGAGCCUGCUCAGACCACACCAGAAGCUUCAGCGACGCAAAAAGCAGAAGUGGCUGCAGAGAACGUCAUGACGGUGGCCAAAGACCCGCGCUAUGCCCGAUACCUGAAAAUGGUUCAAGUGGGGGUUCCGGUGAUGGCCAUACGGACUAAAAUGGUCAUGGAGGGUUUGGAUCCCAACCUGCUUGACACACCUGAUGCCCCCGUGCCCGACGGAGGAACGAAGACCUCGGAGGACCAAGACGCUGCUGGCAGCAGCUCUGAUAGCGAAUCAUCUUUUAGUGACUGAGAUUGCUCAUUUGUGCUCAACACUGCAAAGUUUCCUCAUCCAUCGCCGUCUGCGCUGCUUUAGGCCCGUAGCGAGGAAGUAUGAGGUACCUCUUAAGGGCUACGAAGGAGGUGGUGUGAAUGCAGGUGCCUGAAACAGGAAAUCCAAAUUGAGUGACUGUAGAUUCAGUUUAAAAGAGCUGAACUGGUUCUCCUGUUUGGUCAGUCAGUGACCUUUAUUUUUGAAAAAUAAUGAUUUUUUUUUUUCCUCAUAAAUUACUUUUCAAGUGGAGGAAAUCAUUUUUUCUCUUAAUCAAAUAAGCAGCAGUCAGAAGAUGACAGUAGCAAGUGUUUUAACAAAACCAAACCAUAUCACAUAGAGGUCUUCUGUGGUUGUUGCACCACUGACUAAUCACUAAUGUCUAAUCUCUGAAAUGUUGUGUUCACACCAACUGCAAAGAAUACAGCUCAAGUUACAGUCCAUUAAUUUAGAACUUAACAUAAUGUCCAAAAAAUGUACUCAUGUUUAUCUAAACCUUCUCCUUUUUCCUGUCUCUGUUUCAAAGCAAAGUUCAACUAUACGGCUCGAGAUUACCUCAAGUUUGUCUUUUAUUUCUUAUUGGCAUUGAGGAGAAUCUGAGGUCAUGUAGCAUGAAGUGAACUUUUUGGUAAAGUUGAAAUAUUUUAACUACUCCCCUCAGCUCACAUCAAUUCUAUGGAAGCUUGUUACUCCCACUGAUUUUUUUUUUUUCCAUUGAUAACUCGGACUUGUGAAAUUAAAAAAGGUUUUUUUUUUUUUUUUGAGUGGCAAAAACGAGCUUCCAUAGAAUUCGCCUCCGCAUGAACUUAUGUCAUUUGCAUUUGGUGUGGAUGCACAAUAAACCAGUACACCAUCAUAGUUUUGCAUUUUUCUUGCAGAUUUCAGGUAAAAUAGAAAAAAAACGUAUGUUGGUAUUUUGAAUGUUGGAUAUGUUCAUUUGCAUUCAGGGGUAAAUUAAAUCUUGGAUCUUGAAAUGCUUUUCUCUCUAUUUUUAAAAAAUUGUACUGUUGUUUAAUUAUUUUUAAAUUAGACAGAAGUAAAUACGUAACAGUUCUAAAACAAAGACUAUAUAACAUUUACAUCCUAUACUAUAUACAGCAUAGUCUUCACCAUGCCUGGUGAAAUGUAAUAAUAAAGGAGAGUCCAGUGUAGCAACUGAACUUGGAUAUACAUCACAGUAGUGACAUGGUGUAUUUUUUUUUUUCAUUAUCAAAGAGAUCAGACCUGUGGCAAAACAAAAAGAAAAAACUUCUCCUGGUUUUGUUAUUUAUCCACUCUAAAUAAAAGCAGAAGUAUGAACUGA